UCUCCGCUCCAUUCCGUUCACAGGACGAAGCAGCAGCAAUGGAGGUCGAAGCCGCCGGCGGUGGCGACGAUAUGACCAAGUACUUGGUGAGCAACGGCUCCGUCGACAUCAGAGGAAGGCCAGCCGACAAGCGGAAGACAGGAGGGUGGAAAGCUUCUCCAUUCAUCAUAGUGAACGAGGUGGCGGAGAGGAUGGCCUUCUAUGCCAUAGCGGUGAACAUGGUGACGUACUUGGUGAGGGAGAUGCACCAGUCGCUGCCGGACGCCGCCACCCACACCACCGACUGGAUUGGGGCGGCCUUUGUCCUCACCAUACUCGGCGCAUUCCUUGCCGACGCCUACCUUGGCCGGUUCCUGACCAUUGUCAUCUUUUCAUGCAUCUAUGCAGUGGUUUUUGGACAAGGCAGCGGUUGUCACUGACACCAAAGACAUUGGCACCAACAGAUGGAGGCUUUGCACCGUCACUCAAGUAGAGGAGUUCAAAUGCUUCGUAAGAGUCCUCCCUGUAUGGGCCUCCACCAUAGCCCUCUCCAUCUCCUUCGCCCAGCUUUCCACCUUCUUCAUCAGCCAGGCCACCAUCAUGGACCGAAAGCUCGGUUCCCACUUCGAGAUCCCUACAGGCUCGGUCUCCGUCUUCGGUGCCAUUAACGCCCUCCUCCUGGUCCCCAUCUACGAGGGCUUUGUUGUCCCCUUCCUCCGCCGCUUCACCGGCCAUCGCCGUGGCAUCACCUCCCUCCAACGCAUGGGAGUCGGCCUUUUCAUAUCGAUCUUUGCCUUCAUCUCCGCUGCUGUGAUCGAGAAGAAGCGACGAGACCAUGCCGACCCUACGAGCAUGAGUGUGUUCUGGCUACUACCUCAGUACUUCCUCAUGGGCAGCGCUGAAGUGUUCACAUAUGUAGGCCAACUGGAGUUCUUCUACGACGAGGCCACCGAUGGGACUCGAAGUCUUAGCAGUGCUAUGUUCCUCAGUGAGAUCGGCAUUGGGAGCUGGUUGAGCACUGCUUUCGUGAAGAUUGUUGAGAGAACUACGGGAGGAGUAGAGAAGGGGUGGCUUAGAAACAAUCUCAACCAGAGCCGGCUGGACUACUUCUACUGGGUGUUGUGUGGUAUCAAUGUGGUCAACUUCUUUGGGUAUCUGGUGGUUGCUAGGCUUUACAGGGGAAAGGAUGAGUCCUAUGGGACCGUGAUGGAUGCAGUGGUCAUAAAGGAUGAGGCCGAUGAGAAAUCUAAAGUGGAACCAUGAUCUCCAUUGACAUAAUGUUUUGGAUUCAGGUUGAUCAUUUGGCAUCAUGUAUAAUAUUCCCCGAGACGUGAAGACUCGUAGUAGUUUAAACCAUAUUUUGUUUUGUAUACAUCUGACUGCGAUGCAGUUCAUUGCGUUUUAUCCUUGGCUUAGUUUAUAUAAUGUAUUAGGUCAUGGUACUAGAAUUUUAGGCUAUGAGGCUAGAAGAAAGCUACAUUGGAUGGUGGGAGGAUAAUUAGUACUGACAUAUAUUUGCUUGCGGGAAUGACAUUAUUUACU
Messenger RNA from Elaeis guineensis (African oil palm), 1521 nucleotides. NCBI's taxonomy places the organism in Eukaryota, Viridiplantae, Streptophyta, Magnoliopsida, Arecales, Arecaceae. The record is from RefSeq and is a predicted model, not a curated record.